Ipomoea triloba (trilobed morning glory) is the source of this 759-nucleotide messenger RNA. RefSeq names its product adenylate isopentenyltransferase 5, chloroplastic-like. Bases 1 to 759 code for a protein of 252 amino acids. Gene Ontology annotation, molecular function: tRNA dimethylallyltransferase activity. The record is from RefSeq and is a predicted model, not a curated record. Gene Ontology annotation, cellular component: mitochondrion. Lineage: Eukaryota; Viridiplantae; Streptophyta; Magnoliopsida; Solanales; Convolvulaceae. The transcript is spliced from 2 exons. Gene Ontology annotation, biological process: tRNA modification; cytokinin biosynthetic process.
AUGAAGAGUGUGAACAAGAAGGUGGUGCCGUUCAUCAUGGGAGCUACCGGAACGGGAAAAUCGAAGUUGUCGGUGAGACUGGCGGCCCGAAUUGGCGGAGAGAUAGUCAAUUCCGACAAGAUUCAGGUUUAUAGAGAUCUUGACAUUCUGGGCAACAAGAUUCCCGAGGAGGAGAAGCUCGGCGUGCCUCACCAUUUGUAUGGCCAUAUCGCGGACCCCGAUCAAGAAUACACUACCCGCGACUUCUGCUUCGAGGCCACGUCGGUGAUCGAACGGAUCAUAAAAUCCGGCAAGGUUCCGGUCGUCGUAGGAGGAUCGAAUUCUUACCUUGAACCCUUGGUGGAGGACCCUGAGUUCAAGUUCAAGUCUAACUACUUGGGAUGUUUCAUUUGGCUCGAUGCUUCUCCGAAUGUUUUGAACACUUAUGUCUCAAAACGAGUUGAUGAAAUGAUUAAUCAAGUUUCCGAGCUGGACAAGUACCUGAGAGCUGAGUCCAACAAAGACGUGUCUGAUGCUGAGAAGAAGGCGCUGCUUGACUGUGCCAUUGCUCAAAUGAAGACCAACACUAUAGGCUUAAUCCGCCGUCAAGUAGGCAAAAUCCAACGGCUGAGUGACGAGCUGGGGUGGCCCAUCCACCGCAUCGAUUCCACCGCCGUGUUGCAGAUCGAGGGUGACAAACAGGCUCGGGAGGCUGCAUGGUUGAAGAUGGUUUUCAACCCCACCUUGAACAUUCUGGAACAAUACCUUAAAAACAUUUGA